UUUUCUUUUUUAGUUAAAUAUUAUUACUACUGUAUGCUUCCUUCCUUCCUCCGAUUAAAACCAUACACAGAGAGGGAGAGGGAGAGAGGACCCUGCAAAUUAAAGUCCCGAUCAAAUAAUCUCUUCUUCUCUUCUUCUCUCCUCCUCGCCUUUUCUCUAGCUCGCUAGUUGCAUCUUAUCUUCUCUUAGUGUUUAUCUAGUGGUCGACUAUUCCCUACAAGAGGAGAUCUAUAUUUUUGCACCGCUACCCGCAGCUUAAGGUUUCUGGGGUGGUGAGAGAUAUAGUUAUUUGCAUCUUAUCUUGUCUCCGUGUUUGUCUAGUGAAUGCAUCAAUGUUUUCGUUGUACUUUUACUUUCUUUUUCUGGCAAAUAAUACCAUACACCAAUUUUAGCUGACCAUCGCGUUCACGCUAAUUUUGAAUCUUUUGAUUACUUAGUUGGUUUUAUUGGGGAAUUAUUCAAGGUCAUAAUUAAGAAGGAAAUUCCAACUUUGAUUGGCCGGCGCUGCUCUUACUAUGGCAAACGGCCAUUAUACCAUAGAUUUUGCAUUUUCUCUCUUUUCUUGUUCCAACUCGUUUCUUUAUUAAGUCCCAUUUGUUUGUUUAAUUUCUUUUCCACUCGGGUUGGGUCUAUGCAUUCAUCAUGAUUCAUUGUUUCCCUUUCUGCCGUACGUUUCUCAUCCCUUUUGCAUCAUUUGUUACUCGGUGCAAGAAUUCAAAUCAAUGUUUGGUGAGAUAAUCAUCAAUAACUACUUAAUUACUGUCCGUCAUGGUAACUGGAUAAGUUUAAAGAUACUGAUAAGAAAACUAAACAUCGACCAAAAAUUUAUUUUUCCAUCUGUAAUUCUGUGAAUGUAUAAGGUUUUUUUCUUUCCAUUUCUUUGUAGUUAGACUUUUUUUUCUUUUUAAUUUUCAGUUUAUUUCUGGAAAUGCCAUAUGAAUUGAAUUUUAUUUUUGGAAUUUUCACGAUCUUUAUAUGCUGAUGGGUGAUGGUCUUAUUUAAUACACGUAUAUUAUAUAUGUUAUAUUAAUGACUGUAUAGGUCAAAAUUAUUUACAGAGGAGGAAGAGGUGGAAGAUGGCAUCAUCGUCGACGAAUUCACCAUGCGCCGCGUGUAAGUUCCUGCGACGCAAGUGCCAGCCAGAGUGCGUAUUUGCGCCGUACUUCCCACCGGACCAGCCGCAGAAGUUUGCUAAUGUUCACAAAGUUUUUGGGGCCAGCAACGUCACUAAACUGCUCAACGAGUUGCACCCCCACCAGCGUGAGGACGCCGUCAACUCUCUCGCCUACGAGGCCGACAUGCGCCUCCGCGAUCCCGUCUACGGCUGCGUUGGAGUCAUCUCUCUCCUCCAGCACCAACUCCGCCAACUUCAGAUGGAUCUGACCUGUGCUAAAUCCGAACUCUCCAAAUAUCAGAACUUGCAGGGUCUCACUGCCAGCCACGGACUCAUAGCCGCCGCCGCUGCUGCCGCCGCCGCAACUGCCACUGCUGCCACCCACACCCACAAUAACAAUAAUAAUAACAAUCACCACCAUCCUCUACAUUUACAGUCCUCUUCACUCAACAACUUGGGAAUGGGGAUAAAUCUCAUUUCAGGCGGCGGUGGUGGCCGAGAACACUACCCCCACCAGUUUUUCCCCAGAGAUCGAGAACGAGAACGAGACCAUCAUUCCCAUCAUCAGCAACAGAUGAUGAUUAGGAGCUUUGAUGCCGGAAACAACUACGAUGCAAGCCUUCUGUCCAUGAACGCUGCUGUAGGGGGCAUUCAUGGCCAACUCAGUCAUCAGUUCCAGCAAACUAGGGCUGCUGCUGGCGACGACCGCCGAACCAUUGAUCCUUCUUAAUUAGGAUUUCCUCUUUUCCUUACUUACUCACAACAACUUCAACCAAUUCCAUCAAAUUAAUUAAGGGUAUCAAGUACUAUCAAGAAACAAAGUUGGAAAUUUUUCAAAAGCCUAAAUAAACAGCGAUGAGAGAGAGAGAUGGGUGGAAGAGGUUGACGGUUUUAUUUAAUUAAUCAAAUACCUCUUUUACAGACAAUUUAAUUAUAUCUAAUUUAUGUCUGUUUGAAAUUGUUUUCUCAUGCACACAUAGUUUAUCAACUGUAUCUGUUUUCAUGCAUAUAAUAUUAUUAUCCUCCUCCGUCCUCUAAGGAGAAAGAAAAAUGGGGAGAAAAAGAACAAGAACUUGCACAGAAAAUAAAGGAAAAGGGAAAAACAAGUUUGUCCAGAAAGUGUACUUGAACUCGCAGCAGUCUCACAGUAUAACACCACAAGUUCGUGUCCGCUUAUGGAGCUGGCACAGUGCAUGGCUCUGGAUUUGUUUGUACUCUUUUUGCACUCUUUGUCUCAACAGUAAAAUUAGGAGACAGAUAUAUCUAUUUGCAGUCCCAUAUAUAUGAUCCUAUUCCU
Malus domestica (apple) is the source of this 2411-nucleotide messenger RNA. The record is from RefSeq and is a predicted model, not a curated record. NCBI's taxonomy places the organism in Eukaryota, Viridiplantae, Streptophyta, Magnoliopsida, Rosales, Rosaceae.